Molecule: messenger RNA, 5462 nt
Organism: Chinchilla lanigera (long-tailed chinchilla)
Lineage: Eukaryota; Metazoa; Chordata; Mammalia; Rodentia; Chinchillidae
Gene: Ndst3
Product: N-deacetylase/N-sulfotransferase (heparan glucosaminyl) 3
Exons: 14
Coding region: 271-2892 (873 amino acids)
Cellular component (GO): Golgi apparatus
Molecular function (GO): heparan sulfate N-sulfotransferase activity; deacetylase activity
Source: RefSeq, a predicted model, not a curated record
UCACUUGUAAAGCCAAAAAGCCUGAGCUGAUGGUAGCAGAUGCUGCCCUUUCAGUUUCUUUUCUGUCUAUUGAAAGUUUCUCCAGCAUUUUCAACUUUGUACUUUAAUUACAGACUAUAUUUUCUGUGAGUCCUGCUCAAGCAAUACAAAUGUGCUGCAAUGGUGACAUAAACUAUUGACUGAGACUGGGAAAGCAAGCCGAAACACCAUCUUUUCGUUUACCUAUUUGUGGUGUGUCUAUUGGAAUACUCAAGGAAAAAUAUAUACAACAUGAGUUUUAUCAUGAAGCUUCACAGACACUUUCAAAGGACAGUGCUUCUGCUUGCCACUUUUUGUAUGGUGAGCAUUAUUAUUUCUGCCUACUAUCUGUACAGUGGCUACAAACAGGAAAAUGAACUCUCUGAGAUGGCUUCAGAAGUAGACUGUAGUGACUUCCACCAUCUACCUUAUCGGCUAAUGGAAGUGAAAGCAACAAAGGUCUUUGAUGCCUCAAGGACAGAUCCAACAGUCCUAGUGUUUGUAGAAAGCCAGUACUCCUCCCUUGGUCAAGACAUCAUUAUGAUUCUAGAAUCAAGCAGAUUCCAAUAUCACAUUGAAAUUGCUCCUGGAAAAGGAGAUCUCCCAGCACUUAUAGACAAAACUAAAGGCAAAUAUAUUCUCAUUAUUUAUGAGAAUAUUUUAAAGUAUAUUAACAUGGACUCUUGGAACCGAAGCCUUCUGGAUAGAUACUGUGUAGAAUAUGGUGUGGGUGUCAUUGGAUUCCACAAAACUAGUGAGAAGAGUCUACAAAGCUUUCAGUUAAAAGGUUUCCCUUUUUCCAUGUAUGGAAACCUUGCAGUAAGAGAUUGUUGUAUUAAUCCUCAUUCUCCACUGCUUCGUGUGACCAAGUCUUCGAAGCUUGAAAAAGGUUCUUUACCUGGAUCUGACUGGACAGUUUUUCAGAUUAAUCACUCAACCUACCAACCAGUAAUAUUUGCCAAAGUAAAGACCCCAGAAAACUUUUCCCCUCCCAUCUCUAAAGGUGCUUUUUAUGCCACUAUCGUACAUGACCUGGGGCUUCAUGAUGGAAUUCAGCGAGUUCUCUUUGGCAACAACUUGAACUUCUGGCUGCACAAGCUCAUCUUCAUAGAUGCCAUUUCCUUCUUGUCAAGGAAGAGACUGACACUGUCCUUGGACAGGUACAUCCUCGUGGACAUCGACGACAUAUUUGUGGGGAAGGAGGGAACAAGAAUGAACACUAAUGAUGUUAAGGCCCUGCUUGAUACUCAGACGCUUUUGCGUGCACAAAUCACAAAUUUUACAUUCAACCUGGGAUUUUCAGGGAAGUUUUACCAUACAGGAACUAAAGAGGAAGAUGAAGGGGAUGACUGUCUGUUGGGGUCCGUGGAUGAGUUCUGGUGGUUUCCUCACAUGUGGAGCCACAUGCAGCCCCACCUCUUCCACAACGAGUCGUCUCUAGUGGAGCAGAUGAUUCUCAACAAAAAAUUUGCCUUAGAGCACGGCAUUCCUACUGACAUGGGCUAUGCAGUAGCCCCACACCAUUCAGGUGUCUACCCUGUCCAUGUUCAGCUUUAUGAGGCUUGGAAGAAGGUUUGGAAUAUUAAAAUCACCAGCACUGAAGAAUAUCCACAUCUGAAGCCAGCUAGAUAUCGGAGGGGGUUCAUCCACAAAAACAUCAUGGUUCUUCCAAGACAGACCUGUGGGCUUUUCACUCACACAAUUUUCUAUAAAGAAUAUCCAGGUGGCCCUAAGGAGCUGGACAAAAGUAUUCAAGGUGGUGAACUUUUCUUCACUGUGGUACUCAACCCAGUCAGUAUUUUCAUGACCCAUUUGUCCAACUAUGGGAAUGACCGACUGGGAUUAUAUACAUUUGUUAAUCUGGCCAACUUUGUGCAGACCUGGACCAACCUCCGUCUUCAGACUCUGCCUCCAGUGCAACUAGCUCACAAAUAUUUUGAGCUGUUUCCUGAUCAGAAAGAUCCUCUCUGGCAGAAUCCAUGCGAUGACAAACGCCACAGAGACAUUUGGUCUAAAGAAAAGACCUGUGAUCGCUUACCAAAAUUCUUGGUAAUAGGACCCCAGAAAACUGGUACCACUGCUUUGUAUUUGUUCCUGGUUAUGCAUCCUUCCAUCCUUAGUAACUCCCCCAGCCCAAAAACCUUUGAGGAGGUACAGUUCUUUAAUAGAAAUAACUACCACAGGGGGAUUGAUUGGUAUAUGGAUUUCUUUCCAGUUCCAUCUAAUGUCACCGCUGACUUUCUCUUUGAGAAGAGUGCAAACUACUUCCACUCAGAGGAGGCUCCUAAGAGAGCUGCUUCCCUCGUCCCCAAAGCCAAGAUCAUCACCAUCCUCAUUGACCCAUCAGACCGCGCAUAUUCCUGGUAUCAGCAUCAGCGAUCACAUGAAGACCCUGCAGCUCUGAAGUUUAGUUUCUAUGAAGUCAUCUCUGCUGGGCCGCAUGCACCCUCAGAACUCAGAACCUUGCAGAAGAGAUGUUUAGUUCCUGGGUGGUAUGCCAGUCACAUCGAGAGAUGGCUUGUUUAUUUCCCUCCCUUUCAGUUGCUAAUUAUCGAUGGGCAGCAGCUAAGAACUGAUCCAGCUACAGUGAUGGAUGAAGUUCAGAAGUUUCUAGGAGUAUCUCCUCACUAUAAUUACUCAGAAGCGUUAACAUUUGAUUCUCAUAAAGGCUUCUGGUGUCAGUUAUUGGAAGAAGGUAAAACAAAAUGCCUUGGAAAGAGUAAAGGAAGAAAAUACCCUCCAAUGGAUUCUGAUAGCAGAGCAUUUCUGUCAAGCUACUACAGAGAUCACAACGUGGAACUCUCAAAGCUGCUGCACAAACUGGGGCAGCCUCUGCCAUCCUGGCUGAGACAAGAGCUGCAGAAAGUGAGAUAGCACUGAGAAAAAACUUCUUGAGAAUUUAUCUGCCAUGUAAUAACAUACACCUUUUCCAAAGCUUCCAGAGCUACCGAAAGGCUGUCAAAAAUAUACCUCUUCAAGCAAGAAAAAGAACCAAGUUCCUUCCAUAUGCUGGCGUGUGGAUGAUUAGGGAAAGAAAAAAUACCUGUUAUAAGCCUUGAGGCCUGUGGCCUUCCUCAUCAACCACAGCUGUCUGUGGGAUGCUGUAGAUUACUGUGCACUCAUGUGGAAGUCAAUAGCAAUCAACGUACAUAACAAACACAAAUGCAAAAUGUUCCAUGUCAUAGUAAUAUUUACACUUUUGUAUAUCAACUAAGAUUACGUCUCUGUACAUUUUUAGACCACUGUUUGCCUGUACGUAUUUUUAUUAUUUGAUUUUAUAAAGUGUCCAACAAACAAAAACCAAAAUAAACACCACAAUAUAACAUAUAGUUCCAAAAACAUAACAUUCAUGAAAAAUGCUUGCCAACAUUUCACUUCACUGAAGUAUUUAGAAAAAAUGUAAAUUAUAAUUUGUGUUAGACCAGACAGAGGAAAAGUUAUAUUUGAGCUUUAUCUGUAUCAAAAAAGAUAAGUGCUAAAAAAUUGAUUUUUUCACAUAUAUAAUCUAGUACAUUUGUGUAAAAAAUGACUAAAGUUUCCAUCAUAAUGUAACUGUUAUAUUGAAAUGUAUAUAUAUAGUAAACCUGUCAGAUGGUAAAUAGAAACACACUGAGUAUAUCAAAACAGUAAAUAAUAAUGUAAGUGUACUGAUUAAAUGUUCUAAAAGAGAGAAAUGUUAGAGAUCUCGAUCUCAAGAUAUACUGUUGAGAAUUGUAUGCCCACUUGUGGUAAGCUAUAAAUCUACUGCAAAAGUCCUCUCUAGUUCUGCCAAAAUGUAUUCAUGGAGUCUGAAGUAUGUAUCAUCUCCAGAAAGAGAUUAACUUUUAAAUAUAAAUGACCUUUUUUUAUGUUCCCCAGAAUAAAACUUACUAACUGAAAACUAAGAACAGUUUCCCUAGAUGAUGUGUUUAGGCUAUUCACAUUUAAAUUAUUGAAAAACCACAUUUUCCCACAUGUUCAAAUAAAAUUGUAUAAAGUAUAGGUUUAUAACAAAAAGUUAAUAUAUGACUUGUUUCCAGUAUUUGAAAUGAUACUUUUGUACAAAGCAGUGAAAAAUAAGCAGGAUAAAUUCUCAUAUUUUGACAAUAUUUCAUACAUCAUUCUCAUGGAAGGUAAUAGAAUACAGUUAAAUUUCCUGAUUAUCUACUAAAUUAAAUGCAGGACGUAUAAAAAUUAGCAAAGCAUGGUUCUCAAAAUAUAUUUACAUUUAUAUUUUAAAUGAUAUAUAUGACUAAUAAAGUGUUCAAAAAAAGAAAAUAAGUCAUACUUAUUUUCCUGUGUUACUAUUUAAUUUUAAAUGUACUUUACACAUGUAUAAAAUUUAAGUAGCAAGUAAAUUCCAUGCUAUUGUUACCUAGCAUUUAUAAUAUAGAACUAAAGGAAUGAUUAGGAAAAAAGGUAUGCAAGGAAAAGCUAUAGCUUAAUAUUUCCAUUGUCAUUAUAAUAUGUGAAAUUAAACUCUAUCAAUUAUUUACUAAUUAGAAGAGAAGCUGUGAUAUCCUUCUACUUACUAUAAAUGUUUUAGUGUACUUUGUAAUUAUUAAUCAAGUUUUUUAAAGUUUUAUGUACCCAAAGAAUACACUAAUUUUUAAAACAAAUGUCACAAAGAAUUGAGAAAAAAAAUUUUUAAACCCCUGACUAAAAACCAUAAUCAAAAUCAUUCGGGCAAAUGUAGUAGACUCAACUUUCACGCUUACUACUGUCUCUUUUGAGGCAGCACAAGCCAAACAUGUUAAGAUAAUCAUUCAUCUUUAUUAAUUUAAGAAAACAAGUCUGGCCCUGCAAAGGUCAGAUUAGAACAACAGUAGACAGCAGCAGUGUUUCUGCUGAUACAGGAAAAAAGAAAAUGAUAACUGAUCUAUAUACGCUUCAAGGUAAGAUAUACAUUUGAGCUUUUAAAUAAAACUGCUGAUGGCAUCUUUUGUGUAGUUAAAUUGAGUUAACUGUGCUCAUCCUUUAAAGUAAAUGUUAAAAAUAUACUCAGUGUUUAUAUAAUGAAUGGAGAGAAAAAGACAGUACCAAAAUUUACUCAUUCACAAGUUCAUCUUUAGUGCUAUGAAAAGCAACAAAAUCUUUGACAGGAUUUUUGAUCACUUAAUAUGUCUUGGAGAUAGCAUAAAAUUCUAGAGGUCAUGCAUACUUUUUAUACUAUACUUUAUCUGAUUAUUAUGCUAUUCUGAAAGUAACAAAAUAUACCUGAGAAAAGAAUGACAAAUAAUGUGACUUAAAACUAGCUUUGUAUAGAAUUCCCUUUUUCAUUGCUUAAAAUAUGAAACUUCCUCAGGAAGAAAUGAAAUGGUUAUUUCAAUGUUUAUAGUUAUAAUAUUCUUGUCAUUCACAUUGAAUGAAAAUUACUGGAAAGAUUUUUUUCUCUGAGUUUUUUAAAAGAACAAAUCUGGAUAUACUUCUAAUAGUGGCAUGGUACCUCAUAUGUAUAACAAUAA